Messenger RNA from Anas platyrhynchos (mallard), 1191 nucleotides. RefSeq names its product solute carrier family 66 member 2 (gene SLC66A2). Gene Ontology annotation, biological process: phospholipid translocation; retrograde transport, endosome to Golgi. Gene Ontology annotation, cellular component: endosome; trans-Golgi network. NCBI's taxonomy places the organism in Eukaryota, Metazoa, Chordata, Aves, Anseriformes, Anatidae. The record is from RefSeq and is a predicted model, not a curated record.
GGAUGUGGGGGGAGCUUGGGGCGUGCGGGAGGAGCGGGGAGGCCCCGCCCGAGAGCCGGCCGGGCGGCGGGGCCGCGCUCGGAGGGGCUGCGGGGCCGCCCCGCUGCCCGCGUCCCGUGCUCGGCGCUGCGCUCACGCCCUCCCGUCUCCCCCCCGGCAGGUCCCGGCGAGGAGUGCGGCUGAGAGAGGCUCGGCUCGGCUCGGCUCUCCUGCCUGCCCCCGCCAUGGAGACGGAGGGCCUGGAGUGGCUGCUGGUGCCCGUGCGGCAGCUGGUGGCCUGGGGCGCCGCCGGGGCCAUGGUGUUUGGCGGCGUGGUGCCCUACAUCCCGCAGUACCGGGACAUCCGCCGCACGCAGAACGCCGAGGGCUUCUCCACCUACGUGUGCCUGGUGCUGCUGGUGGCCAACAUCCUGCGGAUACUCUUCUGGUUUGGAAGGCGUUUUGAAUCCCCUCUUUUGUGGCAAAGCAUUAUCAUGAUCAUUACUAUGUUACUGAUGCUGAAACUGUGCACUGAAGUUCGUGUGUCCAACGACCUAAACAUAAAACGCCGCUCUUUUGCAGCUGCAGAUAGUAAGGAUGAAGAAAUUAAAGCACCUCCCAAGAGAUCCUAUCUGGAUUUUGACUUGAACUAUUUUUGGCAUUGGAGCAAGUUUACAGACUACGUGCAGUGUGUCCUGACCUUCACUGGUGUCACCGGUUACAUCACUUACCUCUGGCUUGACUCAUCUCUGUUCGUGGAAACACUGGGCUUCCUUGCAGUGUUCACUGAGGCUAUGUUAGGUGUUCCUCAGCUCUACCGUAACUACCAGAAUAGGUCUACAGAAGGAAUGAGUGUCAAGAUGGUGCUGAUGUGGACGAGCGGGGACACCUUCAAGACUGUUUACUUUAUCUUGAACCAGGCCCCUUUACAGUUCUCCAUCUGUGGACUCCUGCAGGUCUUCGUGGACAUCGCUAUCCUGCUGCAGGUUUACUUGUACAGCUCCUACCCUCAGAAGCCCACCUCCCACACGGCGCACCCUGCCAGCACCAAGGCCCUGUGAGGCGCUGGGCAGGACAGGCUGCAGGUCAGUGGCGCUGCAGGGUCAGCCACGGCACCUCCUCUUCCACUUGUAAAUACUCCUGCAUUGCUGAGCUGAAAGCAGAAAAGAGAACAAGGAAUCGAAAGCCUGGUUGCACUUCCAGCUCUGGGGU